Molecule: messenger RNA, 1512 nt
Organism: Anisakis simplex (herring worm)
Lineage: Eukaryota; Metazoa; Nematoda; Chromadorea; Rhabditida; Anisakidae
Source: the annotation of a GenBank genome assembly
CCAACAGCAAUUGGGAAUGAAUUAACAGAAGAACCGUUUCGAUGGGAUCAGCGUUUAUAUGCGAUUGUGUUGCGUCUGAGUGGUUCGUUGCCGAGUAAUGCCAAAAUUGUUAGCGGUAUGAAUAUACCGUUCGAUAAUAGUCCGAUCGAUGCGAUGUGUGCUGCUACUGGCGGUCGUUCGUUCUGUAUCACAUCACAUAAGAUGUUGGGGGUGUGUGUGGAUACGAUCGUUCAAAAAAUGCAACAGCAUGGUGCAUUGGUUCAUUUCCAGCAAGUUGGCGCUGACCCUGCACCGCCCAUAUCAGAGCGUAUCAAUGGUGCAGUAGAGAAUGGCGUUGCGAAACGAAAUGGUGAAGUUGAAGGUAUGAGUAAGAAGAGUGUGGCUGAUGAUGGUGGAUGGCGUAACGUAUUGACAACCAUCUCAUCCAGAGUCUCCAGUCGUUCGUAUUUGGGCAAUUGGCCUAUUCCAGAAGUAUUCUGGCCCGAUAAAAACAUGAUGUCGUUACCACCGAGAAAAGCGCAUCCAACAAUAAUGUUUCGAUGUGAUGAUUGCGAUCCGUUGGUAUGUCAAGAAUUUCCUUUCGAUAAAUACGAACUCGAACCAUCACCGUUAACCCAGUUCAUUUUGGAACGAAAGCAGCCGAACGUCUGUUGGCAGGUAUUCGUGGCGAAUUCGAGUCAGCCGGGUACUAAUGCGGCACCAUUCGGGUAUUUGAAAGCCGCAACCAAUUUACAAUCAGUAAAUCUAUUCUUAAUGCCAUACAAUUAUCCGAUUUUAUUACCACUCGUCGAAGAAAUCAAACAGGAUCCGCGUUUGAGAACGAAUCAAGCGUGGAAAUUGCGACUGGAAAAGUACAUUGCGUCUGCGCCUUGUUAUUACUUGGCGCCGUUGAAAAAGGCAUUCCAACGUUUCAACGUGACCACUUCAACGUUGGAAUCGGAUCACUCGUCACAAUAUUCCUAUAAUGUACUCUCCUAUAUAACCAAAAUGAAGCACACAGCUCGUGAGGAAUUCGAAUCGAACUGUACGACAGUUGCAAGUGCACUGCAGCAACCUGCAAACCUGCCUAGUAAUAUGAUACAAAUCAGUGAAUCAAAAACGCGAUCAAUACCAUCAAUAAAGUUUCGUAAUCCGUUCGAAAUAAAGCGAUCGCAACUGAUCGAUCAAGUCGAGAAGAUGCGCAUCAAUUUGGGUUUACAUUUGCGUGAUACGAACGUUUCGGCACUCAUCGGUGGGAAGCCAGGAACAAAUAUCAAACUGCAUCAUGCAGAAGAUUUGCACAAUCUGCCGAAGAGUAUCGCGGUGGAUGAGGUCGGUGAAGGUAAUAUUCUGGGAGUUGCAAGUAAAGGCGAUACUCACAAGAAACGCUCGAACUCUUCUAGUGUCACCUCUCAAAGCAGCAGUCGUCCACCUAGACGCAAACCAGGGCCGUUGGCACGAAAUGCACUUUCAUUGUGGAGGAUCGAUGAGCAGUACCAGUUCGGCGUGUUCAACGGUAACAUCCAGCAGUGA